Solea senegalensis (Senegalese sole) is the source of this 2970-nucleotide messenger RNA. RefSeq names its product syntrophin, alpha 1 (gene snta1). The coding region runs from base 59 to 1522 and encodes 487 amino acids. Gene Ontology annotation, cellular component: sarcolemma; intracellular anatomical structure; neuromuscular junction. Gene Ontology annotation, molecular function: structural molecule activity; protein binding. The record is from RefSeq and is a predicted model, not a curated record. Lineage: Eukaryota; Metazoa; Chordata; Actinopteri; Pleuronectiformes; Soleidae. The transcript is spliced from 8 exons.
UCAUAUCUCCCCACAGGACUGCCAGACCGUCCAGAGUUAUUCCAGGAAUGCAUUGAACAUGGCUGCCACGAUGAAGGAGCAGAAGACGGGACUGCUAGAACUUCGUGUGACCGUGGACCGCUGGAUCCGUGUGUUGGCCACGCUCACCGAGGACACGUUCACGGUGAAUCCCGGCGAAGGCACCGAGGAGCCCACGAAGCCCAGCCCGAGUCCCGCCGGUGCUAUCAACGGAGACCCCCCGAACCUCAGCUCGUCCCCGGUCCCGGAAACCAUCACCAACGUGAAGCGCACCGUGCGAGUGACCAAGCAAGAUGUUGGAGGACUGGGGAUCAGUAUUAAAGGCGGGAGAGAGAACAAGAUGCCAAUCCUCAUCUCCAAGAUUUUCAAGGGCCUGGCUGCUGACCAGACGGAGGCGCUUUAUGUCGGUGACGCCAUUCUGUCUGUUAAUGGUUUCGACUUACGGGAGGCAACACAUGAUGAGGCUGUGCAAGCGCUGAAAAAAACUGGCAAAGAAGUCAUCCUUGAAGUAAAGUACAUCAAGGAGAUGUCAGCUUUCUUUAAGAGCUCCGGGUCUCCUGGAGCCACCCUCCCGUGGGACUCUCCCCCCGCGACACCACAGAGGGGCACUGAGCUCUCCUCCCCUGAGGUGAAGGAGCCUCGCAGCAUCCCACUGAAGGUGUGCCAGGUGACACGAAAACAGUGCCCCCCAGACACAGAAAACAGGUAUUUCGAGGUCAUUUCAUCCAACAGAAAGAACUCUGUAUUUCUGCGGGCAAAAGACCCAGCCAUGGCCCAGUCCUGGUACAAUGGGAUCCAAGCUGGCGCUGCCAACCUUUUACCACGAGUGAAGCAGGAGAUGAAGAACAUGCAGCCCGGCAUGGACGUGAAACAUGUGGGCUGGAUUGCAGAGCAGGUGUCUCAAGGUCCAGAAAGACCAGUACUGGCUGUGUUGACUGACAAAGACCUGCUCCUGUAUCCUUCUUUGCCUGAAACCAGAGAGAGCCUCAGCAACCCCACCAAGAGUCACCCACUCAUCACCACCAGACUGGUCCACUCUGGCCCAGGAAAAAGUUCCCCUCUCCUGGACUCUGAGCUGUCUUUUGGCCUGCGUUCAGGCACGAAGCAGGGCGUGGAGACACAUGUGUUCAGGGUGGAUUCUGCCAAGGAGCUCUCCACCUGGACUCAUCUGCUGGUGGAGGGCUGCCACAGUGCUGCUGAGCUAAUCAAAGAGGUCACCACAGCCUGUAGCUGGAAUGGAAAGGAUUGCACUCUGGGCGUGCACAUCGAUGAAGGCUUCACGUUAUUCACAGAGGAGAUGGGCGUCAGGAAAAGUGUUCUUCUCCACCAGCCCUUCGAGCGGCUCAAGAUGUCCUCAGACGACGGUGUUCGCAUGAUGUUCCUUGACUUUGACGGCCUCGAGACUGAAAUACAACUGGACCUCCACUGUUGCCCGAAGACCAUAGUCUUCAUCAUCCACUCGUUCCUCUCUGCAAAGGUCAAGCGACUUGGCCUCCUGGCAUGAAUGUUCCUGAAUGUUUCUGAGCAGCAACAAUAGGGUUAUUGAGUGAAUCACAGCCCAGAACACUGAAAGACCCCAGAGGAUUGUGCCUAGGAGAAGAUGUUUCACAUUUCCUAGGCCUCUAAAGCGAUCACGGUCUCUAGUCAGGCAUCUCCUCGUCUUUUUUUUUUUUUUAUCAUUGGAAAAGGAAAAGUGCAGCAGUGAUGGACCUUUUUGUUGAACGUUUAGUCAUGAGGUAAAGAGAGGUUCUUACUGGUGGCGUACGUCAGCAGCCAUGUAAGGGGACGUGACUUCUGUCAAGUCUGCCGGGUUCGCUCGCCAAACACUUUGUUACGGGAAAAAACUGUGACAGCUCGCAUCUUAAAGUUUCUCGGCUUGAAGACUCAUUCAUUUGUUGUUCGCCCCCAUUGUUAAGAUUUGUUUUGUUGGAUGAGUCACAGCAGGGCUUUGUCAUGAUCACGCUUUCAUCGUCAGUCUUUGCUUCAUGUGCCGUGAGCAGUCACACAAAUGUUUCUCGUCCUGAUUGAUGUUGGACAAAAUAGUGUUUUUAAUGAAGGCAGCUUCAGCGGAGUGACAGGACGACAUGACUGAUCACUGCAUAAUAGCGAGACAAUAGGUAAUGAUAUGCUGUUUAUGUGGAUACCUAAUUUGCCUUUACCCUGAAUGUUCAUGGAAGAAGCAACGUGUUGUUGUUUUUGUGGCGACAACUUUAAAUGGAACAUCAGAUACUGUAUACGUUUCAUUGCAGCUGAAAACCCUUGUUUAUUUAUUCCUAGGUUACUACCCUUCUCCUCUUUUCAGCAUGCUAAUAAUCCAUAGUCUAGACAGAAGACUAACAAGAGGAUGUUAGGAUAUUAUUAAUAGUUCAUUUUAUUGCAUCUUAGCUUCACCAAUUCAUGAGUUUAAAAAAGGAAUGAUCCUAACUACACAUGUCCUUUGACAGUGUGAAAAAGCCCUUGUGUGUGUUUUUCUUUGGCGUUCUGUCAACAAUCGUAUGAUCAUUUAUGAAUGAUGAAACGUUGGCUGUAAGAACGGACGUCCAGCUGAGCUUCUUCCUUGUGGAAUAGCUGUCACGUUAAAUAUUGAGUUAAGCUUUUGGUUUAAAAAUACUUGCGCUUUUGUUUUUAGAACGCUGAUGGAUUAUGGCCAACAUUUACAUCCAUUAAUUUAAAUACCUUAUGAAAGAUGUUAAAUUGUUAAUGUGUUUUAAAGUGUGUGUGAUUAUUCUUUUCCUUUUAUUAUUUCAGUGGAAUAUCCACAUUUUGGGGCCUUCACUCUCUCUCUCCUCUGUUUCUGUCCAACACUAAACAGACUUUUAUUAAUAUAUAUUUCAAAACUAAAACAAAUGUUUGCUUUAAAGAAUAAGAUGCGUUGUAUAUUCUUAUUUAAACAAAGGUGUGCCUUGCAGGGUUGUUUGUAUAUAAACAUGUAAUAAACUUUAUUAACUUUUA